GAUGAAAAAGCAGAGUUCCUUUCCUUUAAGAGCACACUGAUCCCUGAGUUUCAUUCUCCUUCGCUCAGAAAUCACAGAGCGAGAUUUAUCAAAUCCUGCGACUGCAGCUUGCUGCAUCGAGGGGACCAGCGGAAUGUGCAGAAGAAGAGUUAGCGAGACUUGCGGAUUUAAGUUAAAUUUGCUCAUUGCCUUGCGAAAUCCGGGAUUUAAGACAAAACGGACGAGAAACGGGAUUUAAGGCAUUCUUGGAGAUUAAUUGAAGGAAGCUUCAACCGAGUUUUUGUCUCCUUCAUAGUUCUGCGUAAAAUAUCGUUGGGGAUGGCUCCUUCUACUCAGCUGCAAAGAGCAAUUGCAGCUGUUAAAGCCAUGAAGCUUCUUGGGUUUAGUCAAGGGGUGGCUAAGCCAGUCUUGAAGGAACUACUCAAAGUUUAUGGGAACAACUGGGAGUACAUCGAAGCUGAGAAUUAUAGGUUGCUUGCAGAAGCAAUACUCGAUAGUCAGGAGUCAAAGGAUCCUGAGCCCAAUGAAAUAGAUGCUGCUUUUACUGAUGAAUUUACGAAACCUCUAAAGAGGCUAAGGCAUAUAGAGGAUCCUGGCCCUUCACAAUCUACAAUUGAAUCUGAGGCUUCUGGUGAAACUUUACUGAAGAAGAUGAAACUGGUGGCAUCAAGCGAAGAUGGAAUUGGAGAGAUGGCUCCUCAACAUGCUAUUAAUUUUGAAGAGCCAAGCGCUCCUUUGGGUCAUGGAAUUCCAAAGUUAAGUAGGCGGAUAAUGCGCUCAAGUUAUCAAAGAGAUGAACAAUACUUGUGUGAUAGAACAGGAAAUGUUGUGUGUUAUAAAGAACCAAAAAAUGAACUAGAUACUGAAGCUCUGCAAGAGGCUGCCGUUGUUGGUGUUUCAACCAUUCCAGAUAAGCCCAUGGCUAUGACUGAAAAUGACAUCUCAACAAAUUAUAAUGUUCCUAUUGCCGUGGCAGCACCUAAUGGGAUUCCUUUAGGGAUUGCAGAUGAAGCUAGUAAAAUUGGUUUUUUUGGGGCAAAUGCUUCGUUUGGUCUAACAGAUUCCUCCCGCCUACAACUAGCACCAAACGAAGGGAAUGAAAGAGAAAGUUUUCAAGUUUCGGCACAGAAUGUGCUUGCUUAUGUACAGGAUUCAACUAAUGUUACCAUAGCUUCCUCAAACACGGGGAAGGUAAAACUUUCAUUGAACUGUAGCGUUGAGUGUCAGAAUUUUAAAAUGCCUGUCAUAGAAUCAGUCUUUAAAAUAGUUGAGGAUAGGUGUUUAAAAUCCUAUAAGAUUCUUCAUCCUAACUUCUCACUUUUGAACCUAAUGAGAGAGAUAUGCCAGAGUUCUGCUGAUUUGGCUGCUGAGUCGGGUGUUCCGCUCGAUGAUGUUGUAAAAUUGUCUCCUCUGAAAGAAUGUUUGAAAAAUUCCGAGUCACCUGGUAUUCAUCGUAGAAUGACCAGGAGGUCUUUCAAUGUUUCACCAAAUUUGGUUUCAUUGGAAACUCGAAGGAAGAGCAUGAAUGGUCUACAAUCAAGCCUACAUAUUGAUGGUCAGAGUAAUGGUAUACAUAAAAACUAUGCUCCACAGUCCUCAGACAAUGAUGUUUUACAGUGUUCGGCUAUUCAGCCUCUGCAUGAGAAUGCUAUUAUUGCAUCCUUGCCCCAACAUUUUGAACAUGACAUAGCAAAAGGUGAAGAAAGAAUAAUAAUUUCAGUCAUUAAUGAAUUCAAUCGUGAGAAGACCCUCCCUUACUUUCGUUACAUACCUUGGAAUGUUGUUUAUCAAAAUGCUCAUGUGAAUUUUUCCCUUGCUCAAAUUGAUGAGGAUGACUGUUGUAUAAACUGUUUUGGCAAUUGCUUGAGUGUCUCUAUCCCAUGUGCAUGCACAAGAGAAUCAGGUGGUGAAUUUGUCUACACACUAGAUGGUUUGUUGAAAAAGGAAUUUCUGAAUGAAUGCAUUUCUAUGAACAGCUAUAUGGAUAAACGACAUGUCUACUGUAAGAAUUGCCCUAUAGAGAGGUUUAAGGGUGAGAAUAAGUUUGAUUCAUGUAAGGGACAUGUCGUUAGGAAAUUUAUCAAAGAAUGUUGGAGCAAGUGUGGGUGCAACAAGCAAUGUGGGAAUCGUGUUGUUCAGCGUGGUAUAACAUAUAAUUUGCAGGUGUUUUAUACUGCUGACGGUAAAGGAUGGGGGCUUCGAACCCUUGAAGAAUUACCUAGGGGAGCAUUUGUUUGUGAAUAUGUUGGAGAGAUUUUAACGAGCAAAGAACUUUAUGAUCGAACUGUGCAAGGGUCUUGUAGUGCAAAACAUACUUACACAUUGGUAUUGGAUGCUGAUUGGGUUUCAGAAGAGAGAUUGAGGGAUGAAGAAGCUCUUUGUUUAGAUGCUACUUUCUAUGGAAAUGUUGGGAGAUUUGUUAAUCAUAGAUGUUUUGAUGCUAAUUUGGUUGAGGUGCCUGUUGAGUGGGAGACACCAGAUCAUCAUUAUUAUCAUCUUGCCUAUUUUACUACAAGAAAGGUAGAAGCUUUGGAGGAAUUAACUAGGGAUUAUGGGAUUGACUUUAAAGACCAUGCACAUCCAAUCAAGGCCUUUAAAUGUCUCUGUGGAAGUAGUAUAUGUCGAGACAGCUGCCGUUCAAGAAAGAGAAAGGAGCAGGUGGGAUCAUAGCAGCCGCUUAUUUAGAGAUCAAAGGGUGUAAAUCAAUCAUAUAGAAAAAUUACCUCGGCUGUUCAUCCGGCGGCCCAAUUUGGACAAUCCAUGUCGACAUUAACAGCCGCCACCAAGAGAAGGACAUUUUCGUAAAAUC
This is a messenger RNA of Dendrobium catenatum, 2809 nucleotides long. RefSeq names its product probable inactive histone-lysine N-methyltransferase SUVR2. Lineage: Eukaryota; Viridiplantae; Streptophyta; Magnoliopsida; Asparagales; Orchidaceae. Gene Ontology annotation, cellular component: nucleus. The record is from RefSeq and is a predicted model, not a curated record. The transcript has 12 exons. Gene Ontology annotation, molecular function: protein binding; zinc ion binding; histone methyltransferase activity. The coding region runs from base 319 to 2670 and encodes 783 amino acids.